AUGGCCCGAUUAAAGCUCUCCAGCCUGCUCCUUGGACUCUACGGAGCUCUGGCUCUGGGAGCUUCACUGCCGAGAACGGAAACUUCCUCAGACGAAACUGCCCUUACCCCAAGAGGCAUGCUUGCUUUUCCGGUCUCGCAUGAAGAGCAGGAACAUCCGAUCGAGAGGCGGCGAGUACGACGACAAACCGAUACCGACACGCCAGUGUUCAACUAUUCUUCCGUUGCGUACAUGAUUGAGCUCAGUAUCGGUACCCCCGGCCAGUCUGUCAAGGUGAUUAUGGAUACGGGCUCAUCGGAGCUCUGGGUAGACCCGGACUGUAACACGGCCUCGUCCCAACCGCAGCAGAGCGAGUGCUUGCGUAACGACUACUACGACCCUUCGAAGUCCUCAUCCGUCGUAAUCAGCAACCGCCAAAAGACCCUCAGGUACGGUCUUGGCAACGCUACCAUUCGUUACGUCACGGACAAUAUCGCUCUUCCGCAAUCAGACAUCUCUCUCAAGGAUGUCCGGUUCGGUGUUGCGACUGAGACGUUCCAGAUGAGCCAUGGUAUUCUGGGAUUGAGCUUCGGAAACCGCUUGAACCUCCAGUAUAACAACUUUGUCGACGACCUUGUUGAUCAAGGCGUCAUAGCCACCCGCGUCUUUGGGGUUGCGCUCGGUGCGAAGGAAGAGACGGCGAACAGCGGUUUGCUUACUUUUGGCGGUCUUGAUACGAAGAAGUAUUCGGGCAAGCUUCACACUUCACCGAUUCUCGGGCCCCAGAAUGGGGAGCAGCUUUACCGAUACUGGGUGACACUCAACCAGAUCGGUGUCACAGACAGAAAGGGAAAUUCGAAAGUAUACAUGGACAGCGAACUGCCCGUCUUCUUCGACACCGGCGCGACUCUCAGUUAUCUUCCGGAACAGGUCGUCACAGCUUUGGCAGACGACCUUGGCGCCCAGUACAAUCCCAAUUACGACCUUUUCCUUGUUCCUUGCGGUCAGCAGGGCUCGAUCAACUUCACCUUCGGGAAUUUCACCAUCAAUGUGGGCUUGGAAGAGUUCGUCUGGCAGUUGUCGGGCAGCUCGACCUGCGCCUUGGGUGCCAUGGUUGAGACGGACAAUUCGUACAUUCUCGGAGCUUCCUUCCUCCGAUCCGUCUACGCCGUCUUUGAUCAAGAAACUCCGGCUAUUCACUUUGCGCAGUACGCCAACUGCGGCUCGAAACUCCAGGAGAUCCCCGCAGAUCAAAACGCGGCGGCCCAAUUCGAGGGCGAAUGCUCGACAAACGACAUUGUCGGCUCCGGCACCAACUCCGGCUCUGGCUCCGGCAGCGGCGACGACAACGCGGCGAACAUGAUUCGCCGCAACGGCAUGUGGCUCUCAGUCGGUGUUGUUGCUGCCGAGCAGGCACUGGCCUGGCUCGUGUAA
Messenger RNA from Scedosporium apiospermum, 1413 nucleotides. Its product is annotated as Eukaryotic aspartyl protease. The record is from RefSeq and is a predicted model, not a curated record. Bases 1 to 1413 code for a protein of 470 amino acids. The transcript has 3 exons. Gene Ontology annotation, molecular function: aspartic-type endopeptidase activity. NCBI's taxonomy places the organism in Eukaryota, Fungi, Ascomycota, Sordariomycetes, Microascales, Microascaceae. Gene Ontology annotation, biological process: proteolysis.